AUGUCUUGCCGGCAGCAGUUAGGAUCACACAGCUAUGAUGUCAAUUCUUCGGAGCGACAAGUUCACAUUGCUCGCAAUGCUGGUGCUUGCGAUAUCCAUGUUCUCACCUGCAUUGCCACGUUGGGAUGGAAUACUACUGCUGUCAGUGGCAUUACCAAACCUCGAGUCACACAUUUGAUGCUUAUGGUGACGUUCCGGGUCUCGAGUAUUAUGUCGCCCGAUUUUAGAAGGAAAACAGUGAUUAGCUGA
Molecule: messenger RNA, 249 nt
Organism: Ogataea haglerorum
Lineage: Eukaryota; Fungi; Ascomycota; Pichiomycetes; Pichiales; Pichiaceae
Exons: 1
Coding region: 1-249 (82 amino acids)
Source: RefSeq, a predicted model, not a curated record